AGCAGCAGCAGGUUUAAGUCUUACAUGUUCUUCAAGUUGCAGUCGCCCACGAAAUGUAUAAAAGUUGAUCUCAUUUCUGUUAUCAAAUCAGAAAUCUUUCAAAGCUAUCCAAGUUCGAAGUCUCGUUCAUCUUAACUUAAACAAAAUAUUCAACAUGAAGUUCGCCAUGUGUGCCGUAGUCUUGUUGGCCCUAACAAUGGGAGUUGCUCAAUCAUCCAUAAUACCUGGAAUAAGUCUUAAUUUACUUGGUGCAGGUGGUGCCGGACCUACGCUUCAACAAGGUCCAAUUGUCAUUGGAUGGGGAGCAAGUGUACCAGUAGCAGUUCCAUCUCCAGUUGCUGUGGAUAUUUCUUCUGCUGUUGGAGCACCAGGAGCAACAUAUGUGGCUAAGACUUUGGGUGCUGUUCAUGCUGCUCCAUUGCCUGGACAUACUCAAUCAGCUUCAGCAGUUAAUGUUGACCCAGCACCAGGAACUGCUUAAAAACAAACUGUUAGUGAAAUUCUGUGCUGUGAGGAUGAUUGAUGGAUAAUGUUGACAUUGGCAUAUGCUCUUAUGAUAUUAUAUUUAAAGGAACUUUGUAUCUAUAGCUUAUUGUUUAUAUUGAAGGCUUGAUUUAAAUAGAGACAAAAAUUGCGUUUCAAAAGGA
Molecule: messenger RNA, 647 nt
Organism: Eupeodes corollae
Lineage: Eukaryota; Metazoa; Arthropoda; Insecta; Diptera; Syrphidae
Product: adult cuticle protein 1-like
Exons: 2
Coding region: 155-481 (108 amino acids)
Source: RefSeq, a predicted model, not a curated record